Messenger RNA from Nematolebias whitei (Rio pearlfish), 1597 nucleotides. RefSeq names its product DnaJ heat shock protein family (Hsp40) member A (gene dnaja). The coding region runs from base 151 to 1338 and encodes 395 amino acids. Gene Ontology annotation, biological process: response to heat; protein refolding. The record is from RefSeq and is a predicted model, not a curated record. NCBI's taxonomy places the organism in Eukaryota, Metazoa, Chordata, Actinopteri, Cyprinodontiformes, Rivulidae. Gene Ontology annotation, cellular component: cytoplasm; cytosol. Gene Ontology annotation, molecular function: ATP binding; Hsp70 protein binding. The transcript has 8 exons.
CUUCCGGUUUCUCAUAGCAGCCCUCCAGAAAGUUCUGACAUCGAGCGGUGCUGCUAUAAGAACCGGUCGUGCUGUUCCUGUCAGCCACAGACAGAUAGUAAACCCGUCAAGCUUCCUUCUAGCUCGGAAACACAGAGAAAAUUCGUCAAAAUGGUUCACGAAACGGGCUUCUAUGAUCUGCUCGGUGUCAGCCCGAAAGCGUCGAUGGGCGAAAUCAAAAAAGCGUACAGAAAACUGGCGCUUAAAUAUCACCCCGACAAGAAUCCGAACGAGGGAGAAAAGUUUAAGCUCAUCUCCCAGGCAUAUGAAGUGCUAUCAGAUCCCAAGAAGAGGGACUUGUACGACCAAGGAGGGGAGCAAGCUAUCAAAGAGGGAGGCAUGAACUCAGGAGCUUCUCCAAUGGACAUAUUUGACAUGUUCUUUGGAGGUGGAGGACGGAUGCAGAGGGAGAGGAGAGGGAAGAAUGUUGUUCAUCAGCUUGCUGUUACACUGGAGGAAAUGUACAAUGGUUCAACAAGGAAACUCGGGCUUCAGAAGAAUGUCAUCUGUGAGAAAUGUGACGGUUACGGUGGUAAAAAGGGUGCCUUGGAGAAGUGCUCAACGUGCAAAGGAAGAGGUGUGCAGAUCAGAGUGCAACAGCUGGGGCCAGGCAUGAUUCAGCAGAUCCAAUCGAUGUGCUCUGACUGCCAGGGACAGGGGGAAAAAUUUAGCUCUAAGGACCGCUGCAAGAGCUGCAACGGACUCAAAGUAGAACGCAAGAAGAAGAUUCUCGAGGUUCACAUUGACAAAGGUAUGAAAGAUGGUCAGAAAAUCACGUUUCAUGGAGAGGGUGACCAGGAGCCUGGACUGGAGCCUGGAGAUGUAGUAAUUGUCCUGGAUCAGAAGGAACACCCAGUUUUCCAGAGACGAGACAACGACUUGGUCAUGAAGAUGGACAUCAGACUUGUAGAGGCCUUGUGUGGCUUCAGUAAGACCGUUCAGACAUUAGACAACAGAACGCUCAUCGUCAGCACAAAACCAGGUGACGUCAUCAAACACAACGACGUCAAAUGCAUCCAGAACGAGGGCAUGCCACUGUACAGGGAUCCUUAUGAAAAGGGACAGCUCAUCAUUCAGUUCCAGGUGGAGUUCCCAGAAAAACACUGGCUCCCAGAGCAUCUCAUGUUCCAGCUGGAAAGGCUGCUUCCUCCCAGAGAGGAAGUGAUGAUGAGCGACGACAUGGAGGAGGUGGACCUCUGUGAGGUGGAGCUCAGUUCUCAGCAGAAACACUACAGCAGGGAGGUGUACGAGGAAGAUGAGGACGGGCCCAGAGGAGGGGUGCAGUGUCAGACCCACUGAAUGUAGAGUGUAGUUAAAGUCCUUUUUUUAUAUUUGUUCAUGAUUCAACCUCCCCUUCACUUUUUCACUGCUAGUUUAAGUUGUUGUUGUUUUUUUUUAAUCUUUGAUACAAACAUGCACACAGAGCUGUAUGCUCCAAAUAUAAGAAGCUGUAUUUUUGUUUCCGUGUUGUCCUUGUGUACAUAAUUAUCACCCAAAUGUUUCUGCUCAAAAGCUGAAAGGACAAUUUUUGUAUACUUUCUGUGAAGGUCGAUUGUUA